Raphanus sativus (radish) is the source of this 1518-nucleotide messenger RNA. RefSeq names its product glycosyltransferase BC10-like. The coding region runs from base 224 to 1444 and encodes 406 amino acids. Gene Ontology annotation, cellular component: membrane. Lineage: Eukaryota; Viridiplantae; Streptophyta; Magnoliopsida; Brassicales; Brassicaceae. The transcript has 2 exons. Gene Ontology annotation, molecular function: glycosyltransferase activity. The record is from RefSeq and is a predicted model, not a curated record.
AACAAAGGAUCUUUAAUUGACUUAAGUGCAGAUGGAAAAAGCCAUUAGGUCAACUCUUCAUUCCAAAGUCUACCCUGUUUAUGUACAUUAACUUGCAAAUUCUCCUUUGACUUUGCCUAAUACACUCCAAAUACCUUGUUAUUUAUUCUUGCACACCUUGUAAUAACUGCUACAAAAACCUUAACGAUCACAACUUCUCUCCUCUCUCUCUUUCUCUCCCAUUAUGGGCGUUGUUGAUCAAAAGAGCAAGAAAGAAGAAGAACACCCAAUGAUCUCAAAGCCCUCGAGAUUGGUUCUCUUACAAAAGGGUUAUCAUCUCUUAAGCUCACUCGUUUUCAUCACUGGUUUCUCAAUUGGUCUCGUUCUUUGUCUGCAACUAAGAACCCUCAACAUGUCGACUCCCAAGACACAACAACAACCCUUAUGGUCCACAUUACUAUUCAACCACACAUCAACGGUUGAGACUAAACAAGAGUUACAACUACAAGUACUUCAACACAACAUGAGUGAUCAAGAACUCUUCACAAGGGUCUCCUCAUUAUCAUCAUCACCAUCAUCAUCAUCAUCAUGGUUUGGGUGGAGACAUAAUAAUGACGAGAAGAUGGUUGUGAAAGUGGCUUUCAUGUUCUUAACAGGCGGCAGACUCCCAUUGGCUUCUUUGUGGGAUAAGUUCUUUGAAGGACAUGAAGGGUUUUAUUCCAUAUAUGUGCAUACCCAUCCAUCUUUUCAAGAUUAUUACCCUGAAACAUCCGUCUUCUACUCGAGAAGAAUCCCAAGCCAGGCGGUCUAUUGGGGAACAUCAUCAAUGGUAGACGCAGAGAGAAGACUAUUAGCCAACGCUCUCCUCGACGAAUCAAACCAAAGAUUCGUCCUCUUGUCCGAUUCUUGCAUCCCACUUUUCAAUUUCACAACCAUCUAUGACUACUUAACCGGUACUAACCUCAGCUUCAUCGGCUCAUAUGACGACCCAAGAAAAUCCGGUCGAGGCCGGUACAACCCCAAAAUGUUUCCUCAAAUCAAUAUCACACAUUGGCGAAAAGGAUCACAAUGGUUUGAAACCACACGCGAGCUAGCUCUUCAUAUAAUAUCAGACACGGUUUAUUACAAGGUAUUCGACCAGCAUUGCAAACCGCCUUGUUACAUGGACGAACAUUACAUCCCGACUCUCGUUCACAUGUUGCAUGGAGAGAUGAGCUCAAACCGGACGUUAACUUGGGUUGAUUGGUCGAAAGCCGGUCCACAUCCUGGCCGGUUUAUUUGGCCUGAUAUCACCGAUGAGUUUCUUAACCGUAUCCGAUUUACAGAGGAGUACUGUGCGUAUUAUAGUCGUGAUGGUGAUAAUAUUACAACUUCGAAAUGUUUUUUAUUUGCGAGGAAAUUUACUAAAGAGACUUUGGAACCUUUGUUAAGAAUUUCCCCUGUAAUUCUUGGCUUUGGUCCGUAAUCACUUCAGUCUUUGUAAAAAAAUAUUCAAUUAGUAAAUAUUAUUAUGCCAAUAAAGCGAUAAUAUUUAGAAUU